Molecule: messenger RNA, 5880 nt
Organism: Caretta caretta (loggerhead turtle)
Lineage: Eukaryota; Metazoa; Chordata; Testudines; Cheloniidae
Gene: SERTAD2
Product: SERTA domain containing 2
Cellular component (GO): nucleus
Molecular function (GO): transcription regulator activity
Source: RefSeq, a predicted model, not a curated record
UGGCCAUAGGCUCCCUGGAGCAGUGUGGGCGGGGCUCUUCCCCCUCCUGUGACUAACUAAAGUCUGUGAGUCACUGCACAACCCAUCAAUCCCAUUAAAUGCCGUGUGCGGGCAGGCGGUGCUGCUCCCGGCGCUGCCCCAGCCCCCGUGCAUGGGCUGCCGCCGCUUCCCCCUCUGAUACAUGGCUGGCUGGCUGGACUUGCUACAGUGUCACAUCCUCCCCGCCAGCUGUAGCACCAACUUCCCCCCCAGCUAGUCUCCUCCUGCCCGGGGCUGCUGCAAAGUGAUGGGAUAGAGCAAAGCCACUCCAGCACCUGGGCUCCUAUUUAUUACAGUCUGUCUCCCUGUCCUGUUCCUCGGUGGUUGUUCUUCUUCCUCUCUUCCCUUUCCCCUUUAUUUUUAUUCCUCUCUUUCCCCCUUGUCUUGGAGCCUAGAUUUGUUGAGUUCUUCUGGAAAGGGACUGUGGCCUAUAGCGUUGCUGACUACUGGACAAGAGAGCCCAUUAAUGGGAGACAUGCUCAGAGAAUCUAAAAUGUGGAGACUUCGUACCUGACUUCAGCCCCCAGAGAUAUAUGUUGGGAAAAGGAGGAAAGCGGAAGUUUGACGAGCAUGAAGAUGGGCUGGAAGGCAAAGUGGUGUCUCCUACUGACGGUCCAUCUAAGGUGUCUUACACCUUACAGCGCCAGACUAUCUUCAACAUUUCCCUUAUGAAACUUUAUAACCACAGGCCAUUAACAGAGCCAAGCUUGCAAAAGACAGUUUUAAUUAACAACAUGCUGAGGCGAAUCCAGGAGGAACUCAAACAAGAAGGUAGCUUGAGGCCUGUGUUCAUCACCACUUCACAGCCUACUGACCCUCUGGGUGACAGCUUUCGAGAGGCUCAGCCUGCGUUCAGUCAUCUUGCCUCUCAGCCAGUUCACCCCACUGACCUAGUAAUCACUACACCAUUGGAGUCUUGCCUCACCCCAGCCUCUCUGCUUGAGGAUGACACUUUUUGCACUUCCCAGACUGUCCAACAUGAUGGUCCUACAAAACUACCACCUCCAGCUGUCCAACCGGUAAAAGACAGUUUCUCCUCGGCCUUGGACGAAAUUGAGGAGCUCUGUCCAGCACCUACCUCUACCGAGGCAGUCGUAGUAGCAACAGAAGCAGCAGCAACAACAGAUGACUCUAAAGAUAACUCCAGUGAGUCUAAUGUUCAAAAGUCUGAGGGAGUCCAAGAGAGCAGAACAAGUGAAUCAAAACUCAUGGACUCUUUACCUGGCAAUUUUGAGAUAACAACUUCCACAGGUUUCCUUACAGACUUGACCUUGGAUGAUAUUCUGUUUGCUGACAUUGACACAUCUAUGUAUGAUUUUGACCCUUGCACAUCCGCUACAGGAGCUGCCUCAAAAAUGGCUCCUGUCUCAGCAGAUGAUCUCCUAAAAACUCUCGCCCCCUACAGCAGUCAGCCAGUAACCCCAAAUCAGCCUUUCAAAAUGGACCUCACAGAACUGGAUCACAUAAUGGAGGUGCUUGUUGGGUCUUAAAGUAUAACGACUUUUUAUGUACCAGUAUAUACACUUGGUAGUAUUUUCACAACCCUUCCCUCCCUCCCCGCCCCUCCAAAUUCACAGCACUGUGCAUGCGUCCUUGCUUGCCUUUUUUAAAAGAAAAGGAUCACACUAGUUUUUGCUUCAAGCAGAGUUGGAGUGCCUUCAUCCAUGUAUGACCACUUUCAAUGUAUUUUUUUAAAGUGGUUCCUCAAGGAAGACCUAAUACCCUGGUAUAGGAAAGAAUGCAUAUUGUAGACAAUAUUACUAUGAUCUUACGACAAACAAAUUGAAUUGUAAAAGCUAAGCACAAGGAUUAUGUUGGGGAAAGCUGUAAAUUUGCAUGUGCAUAUUUGUCUAUUUUUUCUAUAAGUUUUAUUGCAAGAGGUAAAAAAUUUAUUAUUUAGAUAAUCUCAGUACCUUUUUGGCAUUUUAGCCCUGUAUAGGUUGACUUAGCAAUUCAGCCCUUUGGAGGCAUUAACUAGUCUUCUUUAAGUGUUGCAUUUACAUGGCUGUUCAGAAACUGCUGCCCAAAUUUAUUUUAUAUUUUUGUACAGAUUCUGCAGUUUAUUAUAUUGUUUUUUCUAAAAAAAAAAAAUGCUGUUUAUACACACAAAAAAUAGCUAUUUUGAUAGGAUUUGCUCACAUAGUUCCUGCAUAAUUGAUGUACAAGAACCACUUGUACUUUUAUACAGAGUUGUAAUGUUUUAUAUGUGUAUGGUGCAAAGAGAAAAACGGAUCAAAUAAAUCUGCAGUUGGGUCUCCCUGAAUGCAAACAGUGCUUUAAGAAAGGGCUGGGGCUGUUUCACAAGAGUUUCACAAAUAUUUACUCGCUGCUGUAGCCACCUGUGCACUACUGUGAUUUGUAAAACCUUAGAGCCAUGUCUACUCCAAGACCUAUGUUAAACAGUUGGCAGGAGAUAAUUGUGAAAUUUCAUUCUAAGUGUUCUCUUGUGAGAUCAAGGCUACUGAAAACCUGAUCCUGAAGCCAGUAUGUCAAGCAAAUGUAUAAUCUUUUUUUUUAUUUUUAAGCAAAGUUUUUGGGUUUUUUUCCCCUAAAUUUGGAACAGCCAAUUGUCUUUGUUACUUGAAAUGUGUUACCAUUUUAGCAAGUCAGCAUUUCCUUAGCUGAAGUUACUGCGAAUGAUUUUAAUGGGAAUAUACACGCCAUUUACAAACAAUACAUCUCGUUGUAAUUUUUCUUAAAGAAGGCAUACGUGGUAUUUGUUCCAGUUAAUUUGUGUUCAAGAUUCCACUUGCCCUUUCUUGGAGCAUUCUUUCUCCCUCACUGUGUUAAUGAGUGCUGAAAAAUGCAACUUCAGUAUUACUGCAGUGAAGCUCAUCUCUUAUCUGCACUGGAUGGACUUAUCUUCGUAUCCAUUGCUGUUGAAACUGGAGCCAGUUGUGUUACAUCACUUGGCAUCUCCUCUAGGGUUCGUUUCUUGUUACCUGCUUUACACUUUAUAGACCUGUUUUACAAUGAAUAUACAGACACAGCUUUCUAUGCAUGUUUCCCUCCCCUGUAACACCUGAGAAGUCUUCUCAUUACUGCACCAGUAGCAUUUCUGUAUUCAUUGUGGUGUACAUUUAAUUUAAAAAACCGUUUGCAAUGUAUCAUGCCUGUUGCUGAAAUUGCUAUGGCAUUUUAAUUUUUCAAUGGUACUUUAGCUGAUGAGUGCAGGUUACAACCUAUAUUGUUGACAUGCCUAUGGCUUCUUUAGGAAUAACUUUUAUAUUUAUUUAAGAAAUUUUAAAUUAUGUUUUUAUGUCAUUUGGCAAUAUUCAGUCAAUUCUGCUCACUUCUUGUCAUGGAUAAAAUUGGGUCUUGUCUGCCUUUAAAAAGGCAGCUUUAUAAAUUGGCACUUUAAACAGGCCAUAUAUAUUUACUAGUAAAUAUAUAUAAUGCACACACACAACACAAAGCAAAUAAAUUUUGCAAUGAAGGAACUGCUACUCUAAAUGCAAUGCAUCAUACAAUUAGGAAAUGCUUCUAGAUCCUAAUUAAUCAGCCAGUUUUAGUAUAUUUUAAAGAGAAUUACUAAGUGACACAAGAUGUUGAUAUAAUCGCAAUAGUUCGCUUACAAUACUAGUAUUUUAUGACUUCAAACAGAAUGGCAUCAACCAACUGUAGAAUUAGGGACCAUUUUGAAUUGCUGGCGCAGGGCCAGCUAGGGAAGGGUUGCUCUGUUUUGCAUCCAGUAAUGUUUGGCGGCUGUUCAUUCAGCAGCUUCCAUUCCUUGUGAGAGAACAGUCCUGCCACAGACUCCGCAACUUUUGUAACUGGAGCACCCAAGAAACCCUGGCUACAACAAGGUGCAUCAAUCUGUAUACAAAACCCUAAAGCCAUGCAAUAAUGUUGAUUGUUCAGAACAAUAACAUGGUAAGCAGUUGAUUAUCGUUGUUCUAAGUUAUUGUAAAUCGGUUCUUAACAACUGCCCUUUCUUUGGAUUAGUUAAUUGUGUUUUUAGACAAGCACCAUAUGUUAGGCAACAGUUCAAAUAAAUGCCAUUUUCAGAGCAGUGAACUGCUGUUUAAAAAUGGUUGUUUGAAGUCUCUUUGUAUUUGCAGAACAGGAGACAAGAUCUCAAAAUCUACUUUACCACUCAAAAGAAAUCUGUGUAUUCUUGGUAAUAAAGUAGGGAAAUCCUUAAUAACAGAGUACUUAAAGGAAAUUGGCAGGAGAUACACAAAGAGCAAAACACCUGAUUUAUAAAAUUAGGCAGAAGGUCAGUAAUUCUUAUUUUGAACUGUAACCUUUAAUUCUAUAGAUUGAAAUGCUUGUUGGAAUCUUCUACUUUGGCAGUAACUUUCUUUCUAUAGCAUGGCCUUCUUGCAAAGGUCAGAGUAUAACAGUCAGGAUAAGAAUUCUUUAUAAAAGAUGAAUACCCAGGUGAUGGAUAUUGACAAUGAUGUGCAAUGAAGUGACAAGAUGGGAGCAGAACAAAAGAGCUUUGGAUUUGAAGUGAUUUUUUCAUAAGUUAUUUAUUCCUUUUUUUUUCAUUGUAAAUAUAUUUAUUUUAUUGUGAAGCUAACAACAUCUGGAUUGUAACAUGUACAGAAUGUAUGGUAGGAAUGUAUUCUCUUGUAGGAAUGUAAAUCUGUAUGAAAAGGGGAUGGGAGCCUGAUUCAGAGAAAAUGCAUUGGGUUCUAUUCGGGAUAUGCACGGUUCACAUUAAUCCCCCCCGCCCCCUUUCCAGUAUGGGUCUGGUUGUUUGAAAUAUGCAAAAAGGAUGGAUGAGGGAGAUUUUAAUACUCAAAAUUACUCAUAAAAAUCGGGCUUGUAAUGUGUCAGUUCCUUUAAAGGGGCUUGCUCUUGCACCCUUUAAAGUCGGAUGGAGUCUUGAGUAGACGCAGCAGCAAGGUCAGCAUACUAUCGCUGUUCCUUUAGGGCGUGAUCUUGUAAAUGCAUGAGUAAGGGCAGGUCUACACUACCACUUAAGUCAACCUAACCUGUGUCACUCAGGGGUGUGAAAAAGCCCCUGCUUCCCGCCCCGCAGCGCAAGUUUCGCUCUGUCCACACCAGCACUAUAUCGGCGGGAGACACUCUCCUGCUGACGGAGCUUUGGUGUCUCACCGAGGUGCCGAUGGGAGAGCACUCUUCCGUCAGCAAAGCACGUCUUCACCAGACGCACUACAGCUGCAUUGGUGCAGCUGCGCCGAUAGAGCGCUGUAGCGUAGACUUGCCCUAAAUCUUUACUCAUGCAAGGAGUCCCUGUGAAGUCUGUGGGGCUAUACGAGCGAGCAAGAGUUUGCAGGGUGGUGCCCUUGCUCCAGGAAGUGCAAAGAACUGACACUGCAUUUGUGCAAAAUGGUAAGACACGGACAAAAAGUUGUAAAUGCACUUUCCAAGUGCACCAUGUUUUUUUGCAUGGGUUUUGAUUUUACUAUUGCUUACUGGGCCUGAUCAGGCAGUCCUUGCUCAUAAGUAAUUCGCGUAGUUCUUAGUGGGAAUUUUGCUAGCAAUAUAGGAUUGGGCCCCAAUAACAGUCCCUGCUCAGAGUCUGAGUGGACUGUACAUAUCUGUAUGCAAAGCAAGGAGAGAUUCCUUUUAAAAGAAACUUUGAGGAGCAGUAAAGUAUUAAAAAUUAAAGGCAUCUAUUUAGUCAUGUUCCUUGCAGUAAGCUACAAAAUAAGAUGAUCGAGACACUUUCUUCAAAAACUAAAUGAGCAAAUUGUAAUAGUUCCUUCCUGAGAAAUGGUUUAAUUCACUCCAAAGAGGUGUAAACAUUUAUUUAAUUUUGAACAGAUUUCAGCAUCCUGCUCUUGUGAAAGUUGCUUUCAGUACAUACAUUAAUGAGUCUGAAUGUUUCUCAGAAAUUAGCUCAUUUUAAGCUCCCCCCCCCCCUUU